Macrobrachium nipponense is the source of this 2363-nucleotide messenger RNA. Its product is annotated as sodium-dependent organic anion transporter-like. Bases 361 to 2151 code for a protein of 596 amino acids. Gene Ontology annotation, biological process: bile acid and bile salt transport. Gene Ontology annotation, cellular component: membrane. Gene Ontology annotation, molecular function: bile acid:sodium symporter activity. The record is from RefSeq and is a predicted model, not a curated record. NCBI's taxonomy places the organism in Eukaryota, Metazoa, Arthropoda, Malacostraca, Decapoda, Palaemonidae. The transcript is spliced from 9 exons.
GUAUGAGGCGGAGAGAAAGAGUGAGCGAGAGAGAAGAGAGAGAGAGCGAACUCAGCUCAGACGAAAAGAGGACGUAUGACCACCUCCGUUAAAGGUGAUAUCCGGGAGUUCGUUGACGCAAUCGUCAGGCCCUGAGAAAGCACACCACACAGUCUCUUUCCAGCCAUGGAAUAAGACGUCCCAUGUCACGAUGUGCAGGUGUAUUCGCCCCAGAGUUUCCUCCGAUGAGACAUAAGCCCGUCUUUCGCGAAACGAAGUCAGCCAGCCAGCGGGAGGAGGGACACGCCAGGUGCUGCACCUUUAUUUCGCAGCCCAAAACUGUUGCCUUCAGGAAUAAAUCAUCGGCGAGAAGAAGCAUCAAUGGAAGCAUCAACGUCCCUGGCAACGUUUUCGUUGAACGAAGCAUCGACUGAAUUCAACCAAACGACGCCACUGAAGCCUCCUCCUGGUCCCAGAGCAGAAUGGUUAGUCAUACUCGACCACACGUCAGCCAUCCUGAUGACCUGCAACACCAUUACCCUCAUGCUGGCAAUGGGUGCUGCCACGUACUGGAGGGAGGUGUGGCAUCAUGUGAAACGCCCCUGGGCCACGCUGGUGGGCAUGGUGUGCCAGUUCUUCUUCCUCCCAGCCCUUGGGUUCGGACUGUGCGUGGCCUUCCAACUGCCGCCGUAUCAGGCCCUGGGAGUUCUUAUCUUGGCCUGCAGUCCAGGAGGAGCCUUUUCUACUUUCUUCACUUACUGGGUCGAUGGAGAUCUUGCUCUAAGCAUUAUAAUGACAGCAGUGUCAUCGCUCCUGGCUUUCGGCAUGAUGCCCCUGAACUUGUGGGCAUACUCGCGACCGUGGACCAACCAAGAACUUCAGGUCCCCUACAUCAACAUCUUCAUCAGCUUAGCGUUUGUCACCGUCCCCGUCAUCACCGGUAUGAUCAUCCGACAUUUCAACAGAAAGUGUGCAAGUUAUAUCUCUAAGGUCUGCGGCCUUCUGGGGUGGAUAGGAGCUUUGACCUGCGGCGUCAUGCUCAUUCUCAUGUACUGGGAUGUCAUCAUCGAGACGUCAAUCAAUCUCGUGAUUACAGCUGCCCUUAUACCAAUCGCAAGCGUCAUCGUCGCCUACACUAUCUGCAAGAUAGUUUGUUUCAACCACACAUUCUGCAGGACAAUUGCCGUCGAGACAGGUUGCCAGAACAUAGUGGUAGCAACGAACGUCAUGCUGCUCUCAUUCGCUGAACCAGAGAUCCGUGGACAACUGGUGAUCUUUCCUGUAUUAUAUGGAAUCUGUCAGCUUGCAGAAGUACUCAUAACAGUAGGAGUGUUCCAGCUGUGGUUCUAUUUCCACCGGAACAAUGUUGUCGAAGAGGAGGUCAAAUCCGUGAUUGACAAUUCCAUCCUCACCAGUGUGCCUGUGCCUGCUCACAGACUAUCUGAGGCAAAGAUCCAAAGUAUGACUGGAUUCCCUGGAACCCCUGACAUAUGUCGUAUGCAGAGAGAAAGACACCAACAGCGUGAGGCAGAACUAACCACAUACUACAGAUACAUUGAUACUUCGAGGCUGCACGAGUACGCACCGAAAGAUGAAGAAGGAGACGCACUUCCAACUGAGCUGACAACACUUCGAGUAGACGAAGUCGAUGAUCCCAAUACAUGGAAAAGAUCCAAAGCUAUGCUCCCGGAGGUACGAGCAGCGCAGACCGAAGAACACCAAUCCCCAUUCCCGUUCUACGGAAGGCCCAAAAGCCCUACAUUUUUCGACUUCCCGGAGAACCCUUACUUCGACUCGCCUAGAUCGCCAGACUUGGAUACUGAGAGCCUCAACUUUCUGGAAGAUGACUGCGACAUUGAAUCUCAGAAAAGUCCUACCUUGAGCAACAAGGGCGUGCCAUAUAUGUUUCCGGUCACUGAGGACGACUUCCAAUCAACGAGAGAACCCUCCCCCGUGCCUUAUGGCACCCCAAAUCCAGUCCAAAAGAACAAGAAUCGAGAUUUCGAGUGGAACAGCUCCUCUGUUCCAAGCACACUGGGUCAUACCUCAUCUUCCCUGACCUCCCCGGAAACUCCAUCACGAGCUUUUGCUUUUUAUCACAACGACGUCCGCAUAGGACAAGCUGAUCAUUUCAGAACAUUUGGAAGCAAACGAAAGACAGACACGUGCUAAGGUUGGACAUUUCACUUUUACUUAUAUUAACAUUAUAAGUCUGAUGUACAUAAGACUUGCUUGUUAUACAAUACUCUUUAAAUGGUUAGAAGCACCUUUUUCUAUAUGGCAAGCACUGCACUGUAGUAAUAUAUUACAUUUAUAAGACACUUGACAUUAAUCUUACUUCAUGACUGUCUCUAUUUUGUAAAUUAUGAAUAUAAUUACUUUCA